GAUGGCGCCGCCCAUUACACUUCGGAGUAGCGAAGGUCUCCAGUUAAUACAGAAUCCUCCCAAUGACCUGAAAGCAACUCUAUUGUUUGAAGGUGAUAAUCGUGACAACCAGAUACGACGUAUGAGUUAUAAUAAAGAUGGUUCAAUGUUAGCUUGGUCUAAUCCUCAAAGCCUAUUUGUAACAGAAACUGAGAAAUGGACAAUAUUGGUGAAGAUAGACCAUGCUAAAGUUGUUGAUAUUAAACUCUCACCUAAAGGUAGUUUUCUAGCUACAUGGUCUCACUACACAGUUGAUCAGGCUACCAAGACGGGUCAACCUAAUUUACAUAUUUACUGUACUAAAACUGGUACCUUGUUAAAAUCAGUCAUACAGAAAAAACAACAAGGAUGGGAGCCACAAUGGAGUAACGAUGAAGGAAUUUGUGUGAGAAAUUCAAAUAAUGUUCUCCAUUUUUAUGAAGGAAAUAAAUUUGACAACAUCAAAACCAAGUUAGAUUUAUUUAAGAUAUCAGACUAUUCUCUGGCCCAGUGUUCACCUGGUAACUAUAUGAUAGCAGCUUAUUGUGCUGGUACAAAGGGACAGCCAUCAUUUGUUCGAGUUUAUAAAUAUCCUAAUUUUGGUGGACCAUCAAGUACACUGGCUAAUAAAAGUUUCUUCAAAGCUGAGAGAAUCCAUUUAUACUGGAAUAAGAUAGGUACAGCAUUGGUCGUGUUAACAUCAACAGAAUCUUCAGAUAGUUCAUACUAUGGUGAUCAGGGUUUACAUUAUAUCAGUCUUCGUGGUGAAACAUGUCUCGUUCCUCUAGAUAAAAAUGGUCCAGUCUAUAAUGUAGAAUGGAAUCCAACAAGUACAGAAUUUGCUGUAGUUUAUGGUUAUAUGCCAGCUAAAGUUGCUUUGUUCAAUUUGAAGUGCGAUAUGGUGUUUGAUUUUGGAACUGGACCUAGAAAUUUAACUUAUUAUAAUCCUCAAGGCAACAUUCUCUGUAUCGCUGGGUUCGGAAAUCUUAGUGGUAAUUUAGAAUUCUGGGAUGUUAAACAGAAGAAACUCAUCUUUCAAACUCAGGCAUCUGAUUCAACUUUAUUUGAAUGGAGUCCAGAUGGUCAACAUGUCCUCACAGCAACAACUGCACCUAGAUUACGCGUUGGAAAUGGAUUUAAGAUCUGGCACUAUACAGGAAGUCUACUAGCUAACAUAGCAACCCCACAGUACCAGGAAUUAUGGGAUGUAAAAUGGUGUCCUGCGCCAGACGGGAAAUAUAAGGAAGAAAGAAUUUCAUAUACACCAGUUGAAUCGAAACUUGAGGCUCCUAAACCUCAAGCUAAAGCUGCGCCAUACAGACCACCCAGUGCCCGAGGUACAGCUACAUCAUUUAAACUACAUGAAUAUGAACUUCCUUCCAAUCAGAAACCAAAACCAGGAGCAGUAGCCAAUGCACCAUUGACUAAAAAUCAAAAGAAAAAAGCCAAUAAGAAGGCUAAAAAUCAGGCUGAGAGAGAAGAAAGAGAAGCCUCAGGUAAGACUGACCCGCCUCGACCAGAAGGUGCUAUAGUUGUAGAGAAAGCUAAUACUGGAGAUCCAGCUAAAGACAAAUCUAUUGAUAAAAUUAGAAAGAAAUUGCAUCAGAUUGAGAAACUUAAAGAGGCUCAAAAAUCAGGAAAACAGUUACAAGAACAGGAGAAAGUGAAAUUGGCCACAGAAUCAGAAUUAAUAAAAGAAUUGGCUGGUCUAGGAAUAUCAGUCAAACGUAGUUGA
This is a messenger RNA of Lottia gigantea (owl limpet), 1753 nucleotides long. RefSeq lists its product as hypothetical. The record is from RefSeq and is a predicted model, not a curated record. Gene Ontology annotation, biological process: translational initiation. Gene Ontology annotation, cellular component: cytosolic small ribosomal subunit. Gene Ontology annotation, molecular function: mRNA binding; tRNA binding; translation initiation factor activity. The transcript is spliced from 17 exons. Lineage: Eukaryota; Metazoa; Mollusca; Gastropoda; Lottiidae. The annotation marks the transcript as partial.